Messenger RNA from Colletotrichum navitas, 1170 nucleotides. Its product is annotated as DHHC zinc finger domain-containing protein. The record is from RefSeq and is a predicted model, not a curated record. Gene Ontology annotation, cellular component: endoplasmic reticulum; Golgi apparatus. Gene Ontology annotation, molecular function: protein-cysteine S-palmitoyltransferase activity. Bases 1 to 1170 code for a protein of 389 amino acids. The transcript has 4 exons. Gene Ontology annotation, biological process: protein targeting to membrane; peptidyl-L-cysteine S-palmitoylation. NCBI's taxonomy places the organism in Eukaryota, Fungi, Ascomycota, Sordariomycetes, Glomerellales, Glomerellaceae.
AUGGCGUUUAUGGAUUCCCUCCGGGGUUUCUCCCAACUUGUGCUUGGUCCUGAGGGGCGUCGUCUGGCUUUGGCCAGAGAGCUUUUCUUUUGGACCUUGCCUGUCCUCAUUGUGGGGACUUUUUUCGUCAACUCGUGGAUGUUGAUGGAAGUCUUGUACUUCCGCAUCAUCCUGGAAGGCUCUGCCUCCAACUUCCUCUCGGUCUGGUCCCCGAAAGAGGUGUUGCUGGCCCAUGUUCUGCUCGGUGUCUACGUCUUCCUUUUGCUGAAUGCAGCGGGGAGUAUCGGCCUUUGCUGGUACUUCUCCUGUUUUGACGCAAAGGGAUACCGGAUGCCGAGUGGUUCUGUGGCGCCGCGCCCUCGGACGGUUAUGCAAACGGACUACAGUACCUCGGCCCGGUUCGAUUUCGAGCGUCUCGCGUCGGACGGCAAUCGGCCCAAUCGGUGCCCCGAACAGUGUGUCAACGCCGGCGCCUGGAGGGGCGACCGGAUGUACCACUGCCGUCACGGGUACGAUUGCUGCCUCCCGGUCUUUGACCAUUAUUGCUUCUGGCUAUGGGUUCCCGUCUACUUGAACACGAUCAAGCCGUACUGCUUGUUCAUGCCGCUCAUGUUCUUGUACUCGUUGUUCUCCUUCGCCGUCAUGUCUUGGGCUCUGGCUUCGCCGCACAUCCGGGGUCUGUCUCGAUGGAGCUACGCCGUUCUCGCACUCUCUUCGAUCUUUGCAAUCAUCGCCGCCGCCGAUAUGAUCAAGUUCCAAUGGAACGCGAUCGUUUUGCAGAAUCGAGUGGGCAAAGAGCGGAGGUCAACCUGGCGCUGGACAAUGGCAGUUCUCAACGUCAACGGCCGCCUGAUGUUUGACGAGCCGAGCGCCAAUCCGUACUCGUUGGGUAGUCGCUGGGCGAAUGCCCAGGAAGUCCUUGGACGAUGGUACCAGAUGCCGUUCUGGUUCUGGCCGCCCGCAAGGGUGGGCCAAUACGCCAACCAUCUGAACUUGGACUGCGACACGACAAUCUCGCCUGCGUACAUGGUCCACGCCAACAGCCUCCGAUUCAGGGAGAUGUCGGCCCCAGUCUUGGAUAUGCCGCCGCCGCCGCCGCCUCCGCUGCCUGCCCCGCCUCAGCGUGGGUUCUUGCGCCGCCGGCACAACGCAUUUUCUUCCAUGGCUUAG